GUCAAGGCUAAGUAUGGUAUUGUAGAUAACGAUAUCUAUAACUUCGACGAGACGGGGUUCAUAAUGGGUAUCAUCUUCGCGGGUAUGGUGGUUAUAACCUCGGAUGGCUGUAGCAAGGUAAAGCUGGCUCAGCCCGGCAACCGCGAAUAG
Molecule: messenger RNA, 150 nt
Organism: Thermothelomyces thermophilus ATCC 42464
Lineage: Eukaryota; Fungi; Ascomycota; Sordariomycetes; Sordariales; Chaetomiaceae
Exons: 1
Source: RefSeq, a predicted model, not a curated record